ACCGUCUGCCCGCUUGUACGGCACGCGGUAUCCCUCGGCGUCGCGGUGCGCUCCGUACAAUCGUCAUCCCCCGCAGGAGCAACAGUUAUGCCCUCAGAUCAUCGCGUCAUUGGCUGACACGGUCAACUAUCAAAACUUCGGUCACGCGUGUUCGCGCGUACGCAUGGCGUAUGGCCUACUCUAUGGCAUGGCAUCGCGGGACAUUGUUCUUUGCUUCCUUUUCGCCGCUUUCCUUUCUUCGAGUUUCGGUCGAGCGAUGCCUAGGUCGAACCUGGAGCCCGAAUUUCUAGCACUCCUGGAGAACCAUACGGUCAUUCAAGGUCGUGACGUCUCCUUCACCUGCGUCGUUAAUCAUCUUCAAUCUUACAAGGUUGCCUGGAUAAAGUCGGACUCCAAAGCUAUCCUGGCCAUUCAAACGCACAUGGUCGCACACAACCCGCGGCUGUCUGUCACUCACAACGGACAUAACACGUGGAAACUGCACGUGACCAACGUUCAACCGAACGACUCUGGCACGUACAUGUGUCAAGUUAAUACGGAGCCCAUGAGGAGUCAGACGGGUCACAUGAAGGUAGUGAUACCGCCCGAUAUCAUGGAUUUGGACGACUCGACCGAUCUCCUAACGGCCAAAGAGAACAGUGAUCUGCGAUUACGGUGUCGGGCCACUGGUACACCAAAACCUGUGGUCAUCUGGCGGCGGGAGGACGGCCGAAAUAUCACCCUGCGGACCGAGCAAGGUGUUCAACGAGUGAAAACGUACGAGGGUGAGCAGCUUCAUCUGGCGGGCAUUCUACGGCAGGAAAUGGGCUCGUACCUUUGCAUCGCGUCGAACGGGUUCCCGCCGACGGUCAGCAAACGUUAUUCCGUCAACGUUCGUUUUAAACCACUGAUUAAAGUCUCCAACCAAUUAGUAGCGGCACCUGCUAACAGCGACGUCGUUCUUCAUUGCUACGUCGAGUCCUCGCCGAAAGCUCUGAAUACGUGGAGCAGGAACGACGGUAUAAAGUUAUUGCCGGACGAGAAAUACGAUCUAUCGGAGGUCCCGCUGAACGAUUACGCAUAUCAAUUAAACCUGACUAUCAAGCGACUGAACAGGGACGAUUUCGGCAGCUACACCUGCUCAGCGGAGAAUUUACUUGGGAAUGCCAAAGGCACGAUAGGGCUGCAAGAAUUGCAUCCGCCGAGGACGACGUUAUCGCCGAUCCGGCACACGGAGUACACGGACAGGUACGGGUCAAAGAAGCAGACCGACAGGAGGGGUAAAUUGCACUCAUUCGGCCGGGACGGCAUGCUGUCGAAAAACGGCGGUAAUAUGGGUCACUCGACACCAAUGCUGAGGAGGAACAAUUCGAACGCUUUGACGGACCAGGGUGCCGUGAAAAAGUCGAAAGUCUCGGUGUACCCAGCACCCGCUCCCGCCCCCGCGCCGGCCCAUUUCCCGCCAACACAAUUAAAUACUCAGAACAGCGUGACGUCGUCGCGGCAUUGUCGAUUAAAUUACUUAGAAUUAAUAUUCGCUUUCAUAGUGAUCGUCGUUUGUAGCUCAUAAAGCCGAUUGUCUCGAGUGUGUUGAUUUGGCGCGUGCGAAAUUGCCGGCUAAUUAACGCUUAUUAUAUUUAUAGAAAGGGGAUGAUUUAAUAUACUGCGCGAUACAUCCAAAGCGAAUUCGUUUGCGCGGCAAUAUUAAAGCAUAUUGUUGGAUAGAAAGUAGUGGGUCACGGUUGCAUCUAUAACUCCACGCCGGGAGUCGAGCCGUUGCGUUGCUUUGAAACUUCGACUCGCGGCGCUAUUGGCUUAUGCUUCUGAACUUGUUAUUUUUGUCGAGCGGAGACAUUGAUAUAAAUCAGAUUUCGUAAUGUUGUUUUAAUGUUGCAGAUGAUUCUGCGAACAUUUUUUAUGGUUGUGCGAAUGAAAGAGCGUUUAACGGCUUUUGUAGACUGAGAGUAUAGAAUUUUUUUGGAAGAACUGGUAUUUCAUUUGAAGUUCUGACUGCUUUUCGAAGUUGCUGUCGGUAUAAAUCAGCAUCGAUCGUUGAAUUUUAUGUACCGCGAUGGAUGUUUUGUAGAGUCGUUGAAACAACAGUAACGAGGAAAGACAGUAUUAUAGGUGUUGCCUAUUAUAGUUCUUAAUUUAAGCCGAUUAUCCUAGCACUGUGGACCAUUGUUUAACAGACUAAUUCGGAAAUGGAUUAAUUGGCUUUCAAGUUUCUAGUUUAAAUCCAAUAUUUAUGAGAUUACUAGGAAAGUCGAUUAUCAUGACGGUUGUUGUUACAUUUUGAAAUGAUUUACAAUAAGAGAAGAAGAUUGGAAGUUAUAUUUCUUUGUGUCUUCUUGGAUGAAGCGGCGGUUUCACGCGCGCCAAACCAAUACCGAAAAGUACAAAUUACAUUGUAGUAGAAUGAAAAUACGUGAAAACGAUCUAUUGCGUCCUAGGCUUCCGGUUAUACGUUAAGUUCACACUACUUUCGAUACACGUAUCGGAUUAAGUUGUUGCGUUCUAAUCUGAAUUCGCGACGUUCAUCGCGUUAAGGUGGUCUUCUGGUUUGGAUGGUGUAAAUAUUAUUCAAAUGCACGUGACAUUCAAAAGAGUCAAAUGAUUCGGUAAGUUUAAUUCGUCGGGUUCUAUUGUUGCGCUUAUCGAUAAUCGUUUUUUAUUAUUUACACUCUUAAAACUAAUUACUGAGAAACUGAAAAUAUGAAAAAUCUUUACAUAGAAAACUUUGAAAAUUUGAAAUUUUUCACGUUGUUCUUGAAAGAUUCGAAAACAAAACGAUUAAGAAACAUCGAGAAAUCAGAAGACCUUCUUAAGUUGAAACAGGGAGACAACUUUUGGACUAUUGGUGUUGCAUCAUUAAACAUACGUGAUAUCGAUGGUAUAUCAUUCUAUGGUGUAAAUAAAACGAACGGUUUUUAAGACAAUAACUGUAGUUGUAUACGACAAGCCGGUAGCGUAAUUAUUAUAUAAAUAUACACCCGGAAACAGUAACGGAUCGUGCGAAACGCAAAAACGAUUUUUAUUGGUUCUGUUUGAAAUUUCCGAUUAUCCGUUAUUACCAAUCAUAAUCAGACUGCCGACAUUUAUGAAUAUUUGUAUUUUUAUAGACUCGGUUUUGAGAAAUGGGAAUUUAAAGAGGCAUUCGUUUCCUGCCUGUCAAAGCGUUCAUUGCUGUGGUAGCCACCGAUGACCGACGUUACAAAAUCAAUAAAAAAAAUUGAUUUUUUAAAUACUUUGAAACAGUUAUACCUAUUAAGUUAGUUUCAAUUUCUUUCAUCUAACUUUAUCGUCUGAAAUAUCUUUGUUCAACACGUUAAAGUGGUUACUGUGUACAAAUAAUUUCCCCCCUGUAACGUCGCGCUUCGAUGACUCCUGCGAUAUCCCAUUUUAAUCCUUACACAAUAAUUAAAUAUACUGCCACGAUCACACAUGUAAGUUGAUUUUAUUCUUACGACGAUGAAAUUUAUUGUCACAAGCAUUUCAUUACCAUGUCUUACUGGAUUGAAAAGGAAACAAAUAAUUCAAUGCAUUUUAGUUAAAUUCUCAUUAUAUUACUUUUGCAUUUUUGUAUAUAUACCAUGGACACAACAAAAUCGUAGUCUUGUUAUAAUAUUUUUCAAUGAGAUAAUAUUAACUCUACAUAAUUUAAGGCGCGUAUAAAGUGGCAGUCGAAAGAAAGUUAAUUUUCUAAUUGGAUCCAAACUAUUCUAAACAUAUUUGUAUCUGAUUUAUCCAUAAAGAACAUACAUAUAAAUAGCUGUCUUUGUAAAAACGUAUUUAAUUAUACAAUUUUUUUCUAUCACAAUUAUAUUUAAUAUUGUAAUUCGAGACACAUAAUGACUGAAAGACUCUGUUUGCGAAUUUAUUAAGACUGACUUCUAAAAUAAUAAGACUGGUUGAAGAAGGUUCUCGGUUUUCUCUUUUCCAAAUUUCGAAACGUAAAUACCGAAAGUAAAAACCAUGAAUAUUAAACUUCCUUUUGGCCGCCACCGUACCUAGAAACGUUCGAAACUAACCGAUAAAAUUGACUCAUUUCCUUCACUGUCUCGAACAAAUUGCUAGGCAUCAAUGUGAUCCAGUCAAACGAAGACCCGUAUUGCGUACCAGAUGAUCGGGUGUACGCAAAACGUUCUUCGAUUGAGCACGUAAAUGUAUCGUUUAUCGAUGUUAAAACCACCUGAGUUGUGUAUUCGUGUAUAUAUGUACGACA
Nomia melanderi (Alkali bee) is the source of this 4204-nucleotide messenger RNA. Its product is annotated as lachesin. Gene Ontology annotation, cellular component: neuron projection. Lineage: Eukaryota; Metazoa; Arthropoda; Insecta; Hymenoptera; Halictidae. The record is from RefSeq and is a predicted model, not a curated record.